This is a messenger RNA of Trichoderma atroviride IMI 206040, 486 nucleotides long. RefSeq lists its product as uncharacterized. The record is from RefSeq and is a predicted model, not a curated record. NCBI's taxonomy places the organism in Eukaryota, Fungi, Ascomycota, Sordariomycetes, Hypocreales, Hypocreaceae.
AUGACGCUUGAAGACCUCCACGCUCUUGCAGCUGCCGGCCCAAGACAGAGCAAGCCGUUCAAAAAAAGACUCUUGCUGUUGCAGCCCAUCCUGACCCAUUUGCCCGAGUCUGCUACAAAUGCCUUCAAUAAAACAGAAAGGUUCUACCAACAAGUUUGGACCGACAUUCUGACGCCGUGUAUAGCCAUGGAGAUGGCAAAUUGGCGAUUCGAUCUGUUACACAAUGCUCAUGACGGGCUUGUUAGAGACAUACUCGUUGGACUUGAUAAGAUAGUCCAAGUACCCGAGUUCGACAUUCCUGAGGAGCUUAAAGAGACGCAGCUUCCUCGGAUAGAAGCUCUAGCCAGAGCGAUUGGAGAAGCAAACAAGACUGACACAUACUUGAUUGAACUUGUCCAACCCGAUAACGCCGAUGAACUCAUAGAAUCACUUAAUAGCCUUGCAAAAAUAAUGGCGGACAACGAAAGUCCAGAAUACAUUGCAUAG